AAAGGAAAUUCACCAUAUGAGUAUGGGUCAUAUUGGUUGCCAAUGACAAAGUUUAAACCAGCUCUUAGAAACAAAGACAUUCAAGAUGACUACUCUGAAUCAAUUGUUUCGGUAAGGAUUAAUUGCAAACUUCUACAAGGUGCUGUUUCAGACAAAAAAAUGUACAAAAAAAAUCUAACAACAUUCAAUAUGCUAUGGCGCAUACGGGUCUACGGGGCCCAGUCUAUAUUCACUGUUUCUGGGUUACCGCAAAAUUGGACCAAAAGCACAAGCAUCUUUUUGAUGGCAUAGUGUCAACCAGAGUUCAACUUAAUCACAUAUGUGAUGAGAUGGAAGACAAGAAAUCCCGGGCGAAAGAAGAUAGGUUAAAAGCUAUUCAAGCUCAACCCAUUAUGGGUUACUGGGACAUGGAGAAUUGUCGUCUUGACUCUAAAAAAACAAAACAACUGGCACAAAAUGUCGGUUCAGCUAUGAGGAAUGCAAAUUUAAACGGGGCAUGAACACCACCUGAUUCAUACAAUCAUAUCAUUAUACAUUACGAGACUGUUGGACACACCCACUUUGCUAUCAUAGGGACACACCCAACACGCACAAGAAAAUUUCUUCGUUUCGUUAUGCAAUGGAUGUGACACAUUUCCGCCGGUUCAGAAAAUGCAUAUGCUUUCUUGAAUAUUCCAUAGUACUAUUUGGCCGUUUAUCUAAAGAUUAUGAGAACUCUGCAUUUAUCACGUUAGAAAAGAAGUUUUAUUUUUUCGUGUUGCGUAAAAAAAUAUCGAUGAAGUAAACGCAUGAUAAGCAAUAUCUUAAAGGAAGUUAGGGCUUGUGAAAAUCAGUAUCACCUUUUACUUCCAGCUCCUGGUUGAAGUAAUAUGUGCGUCAUAGCGAUAUCAUUAUCGGAUACUUCAGUUGAAUUCCCUACAAGAUUAUCAAAAUUUUGAGGCUACUUGUUAUUACUGACUCGACCGAUAAAAUUUUGAGGAUCGAAAUCAUGAUUUACUCGCAGAAAUAUGUAUCUCAUUUUACCAGUAGAAGCUGAAAGGGGUAUGGGGUAGUUCAUCUUUACCACAUGCUGAUUUUGAUCAAGCUUCAAAACUGAAAUAUUACCACUAGAAACUCCAAUGUACCUGAAAAAGCAGAUACCUAUUCAUAACAUUUGGUGCUUCUUCAAAUUGUAAUUUCUCAAAUAGCUU
This is a messenger RNA of Vicia villosa (hairy vetch), 1190 nucleotides long. RefSeq lists its product as uncharacterized. The record is from RefSeq and is a predicted model, not a curated record. The transcript has 3 exons. Lineage: Eukaryota; Viridiplantae; Streptophyta; Magnoliopsida; Fabales; Fabaceae. Bases 195 to 500 code for a protein of 101 amino acids.